AUGGAGGAUAAUGAUCAGACAUUGUUCACUGGCAAAGAUGAUGCCGUAGUGAAUGGCUUGGCUGCACUUAGCUGUGUGGUGGCUAUGAUCACAAUGUACCGUCUCAUAAAAAUGCUUUGCUGCAGCAAGCAUUAUAAUAUCAGAGACUACCAAAACAUAUUGGCACAGGCACAGGCACAGUCCGCAGCUAGGGCACUUGCACAAGCGGUGAGCAUGGAAGAGAGAAUUGCGGUGUCGCACCUGAUUCCAACCCACAAGUAUGAGAAGAAGAAGAACGAUGAUGAUGACGUGGCAGAUGGUGAUGAAAAUGACACGUGUGCUGUGUGUUUAGGAGACUUCGAAGAGGGUGAAGAGUUGAGGACGCUGCCGGAGUGCCUGCACUCUUUCCACGUGCAAUGCAUAGAUAAGUGGCUCCAUCACCAUUCCAAUUGCCCUAUUUGUCGUGCUCCUGUAACACCUUCAUCGGCGAUGCUCCACCGUUCGCCGGAGUUUGGCUCCGGUAAACUCUUACAAAAUCCAUCCCCAAGUCCUCCAGAACCUCCAAUUCCAACCAAACCAUAUCAUCACCAUGGUAAUGGCCUUGACAUUCAGUAUGGAUUCCUGUAA
Messenger RNA from Abrus precatorius (Indian licorice), 606 nucleotides. Its product is annotated as RING-H2 finger protein ATL64-like. Gene Ontology annotation, biological process: protein ubiquitination. Lineage: Eukaryota; Viridiplantae; Streptophyta; Magnoliopsida; Fabales; Fabaceae. The transcript has 2 exons. The record is from RefSeq and is a predicted model, not a curated record. Bases 1 to 606 code for a protein of 201 amino acids.